This is a messenger RNA of Ixodes scapularis (black-legged tick), 1340 nucleotides long. Its product is annotated as N-terminal EF-hand calcium-binding protein 1. The transcript is spliced from 12 exons. Gene Ontology annotation, biological process: regulation of amyloid precursor protein biosynthetic process. Bases 198 to 1259 code for a protein of 353 amino acids. The record is from RefSeq and is a predicted model, not a curated record. Gene Ontology annotation, cellular component: cytoplasm. Lineage: Eukaryota; Metazoa; Arthropoda; Arachnida; Ixodida; Ixodidae.
UAUUUCCACAUUCCGCUUGGUUGUUCGUGAACCCUUCCUCCGGUGGUCCGCUUUGCCGGUAAGCAGAGCUACCGACCUCGAGCCCCGUCUCCCCUCAGCCUCCGCCUCCAUUUCGCGCUUAAAAAUAGCCCACGGGGGGGAGACGGUGCUUCUCUCGGCGUCUUUGGGUCGGGGUGUCGCAGGGGACCGCCUCGGACAUGGUGGACAUCAGCAGCCCGUUCCUCAACCUCCAGAAAGGAACCUCCGUCCUCCUCAACGUGCUUAGCCGGGCCGACACCAAUGGAGACGGAGUUGUGGCCAAAGAAGAGUUUCUCAACUUCUUUUGGGAUGCCAUCGCGACGGAAGAUGAGCUCUGCGACCUUUUCGACGAGAUCAACGUCCACAGCACAGGUUUCAUCGAUGCCGGCGAGUUGAGUUCAUUUAUUUGGCGACACAUGGGGAACUUCUCGGCACUCCUGGCUGCCUUGGAAGACCUCAGUGCAGCUGUCUCCAAGGGAUUGCACCAGAUCGAAAAGAUGUACGAAGGAAGCUCUCUGCAGGACCAAUUUGUCACGAGGUUCAUCGUCAAAGAGGCUGUCUUCCAACUCUCCAAGCUGUCAGCGACGUUAGAAACCGCGCAGAAAAAAUUCCAGGAAAAUGGGAUUCCCCUGAUCGACGGAAGUGAUGACGAAGACGACGUCGUCUGUCCUCAGAAUGCACUGCCUCCGAAGAGCCUCCAACCCUACAAAGCAUGUCCAAGCCGCCGCCUCCCGGUCCGCGUUAGGAAGCAGGUGGUCACGCAGACGUCCCUGCACUUGGAAGAAUCAAGUCAGGACCUCGGAGCCCAAAUCAAAAGGCUAGAGGCCAUUGUGGAGAAACUCGCCAAUCAGCCCAAAUUCAGGAAGCCGCAGGAGGAUGCGCUGGACAUAACGGAAGAAAGCUUGAUAUUCCUCGUGCAACAAACAAUUCCCGUGGCCGAGGAGCAACUGGACAGCUACCAGACUUCCCUGAGACAUUACACCGAGAAAACGGCAACUUGUCCCGGCUGCCUUCUCGUAUCCGUGCGCUUUUACAAGGAUAUCACCACUUACGCAGUCUAUGAAAUCUGGGAAAGCGAAGAUUCUUGGAACAAGCACUUGAGGUCCCUCACGUACAAAACGCUACAGCACCAAAACAUCGAGUGCCUUCGGAAGCCAGAGUUUCUCAACACAAUGGAGAUACCCGGUGCGUGGUGGGAGGCAGACCCCGACAGACACCUAUCGCUGGGAAAUCCAUCUUGAUCACUGCCACGUACCAUACCUUCCCAGGAGAACGUAUUGUACAAACGAGAGGAGUUACUGGAAAUAAACCGCACACUUAAG